Messenger RNA from Anneissia japonica, 2541 nucleotides. Its product is annotated as sushi, nidogen and EGF-like domain-containing protein 1. The transcript is spliced from 2 exons. NCBI's taxonomy places the organism in Eukaryota, Metazoa, Echinodermata, Crinoidea, Comatulida, Comatulidae. The record is from RefSeq and is a predicted model, not a curated record. Bases 94 to 1101 code for a protein of 335 amino acids.
CAGACGUUUUUUUUUUCAAUACGUCCCGUCAUUUAUUCCAAAUAUAAUGCCGAGUCUUUAGAAAAGUGAGCACUUAUAACGCAUUUAGUAAAGAUGGGUGGUGAUCUCGAGAAAGUAUACCUCGAUUCUGAUAAAAACAAAAAGAUUGUAUACCCAGUUGCAAUCAUUUUGCUGCUAUUGAUCUGUAUAGUUUUAGGCGUACUAUACGGCCUCUGUGUAUCAACCAAAGAGCCUUGUACCUUGUGUUAUAAUGAAGGAACAUUGAUCCAGGAAAACAAUACAUGCACCUGUGUUGAGGGAUACGGUGGAGAAUGCUGUGAUUGUGAGAUACAGGACUGUGAAGUGACCCCAUGGAGUGAGUGGUCAACCUGCACGCAGGUGUGUGGACCUCAAGGUACGCGAUUUAGAAAUCGUAGUGUGGCCACGCACCCUGCUUGCGGUGGAGCCCCGUGUUUUAGGAUCUUAUUAUAUGAGGAAGAGGGGUGUAACAGGAAAUGUUACAACAACGGAACUCUGGACGACGACGAGGAUUCAUGCACGUGUCCAGAUGGAUACAGUGGACAUUGCUGUGGGUGCAAGAUCCAAGAUUGUGUUAUGACACCUUGGAGCAAUUGGUCGGCGUGCUCUCACGCGUGUGGGCCGCAUGGAAUGGCAAAACGAACGCGUGAUGUAGAAACUGUACCCACGUGUGGCGGAGCCGAAUGUUCUGGAGUACUUAUCCAGCAAAAGCCAUGUAAUAGGAUGUGUGACAAUGAUGGAAUUUUGAACAACGACGCGGGUGAAUGCAAGUGCCCAGACGGGUUCAGUGGUCAGUGCUGUCAAUGCGAGAACGUCGACUGUCAACUUAGCAACUGGACUGACUGGUCAACGUGCGACAAUGCAACGCGUCAAGAACGAUCACGCUACGUUAAGAGAUACCCGAAAUGCGCAGGGAAUGAGUGUGAUGGAUCACUGACUGAAGAUCGUUCAUGUGAAGUGACACAGUUAAAACAAGAGUUGCUGGUGUAUAAAUGGUCGGUGGGGUCGUUAGCAGUGGUGAUUGGUAUAUCGAUGUUGGUUGUGAUCAUCUACUGUAUUAUCAGGAGGAAAAGAAACUUCUAAAUCUGAAGAAAGCAGGAGGAAAAGAAACUUCUAAAUCUGAAGAAAGUUAUCACGAGAAUAAAAGAUCAUCGAAUGACCCAGCGGCAAAAUGACCAAUGACAAUCUUUAAAAAACAAGACUUAAGUAUUAUAUUCCCGUACUUUUUUUAUAUUACAAAAUUGUAUUUAUUUAUUCUUAUUAUUAUAUUAUAUUAUGUUUAAAAUUGGUUAAUUUGAUGUAGUUGAUUGAUUAAUUGAUGUUUUUGACUGGUGCACGUUUGUUGGGUAGUUGGUUAAUUGAUUAUUUGGUUGGCUGAUUGUAUUAAAAUUGUAGACCUAUAUAAAAUGAAUACUGUAUAACAAAUAAAAUAUAGAAUAUAUAGAAUUAUAAUAGGCUUUUUGGAACCAUAUUUUAUUUUUAAAGAAGCCUAUUAUGAUAUUGUUAUAGAACACCUUGAAGUAUUUAAGCCUUACAUUAACAUAUUCAUUACUCGAUUAUCAUUAUCAAUUAUUAUAAAUACGACAUUUCUAUUUGAAAGAAACGCUCAAGGCAGAAACUUACGGUAGCCUAUGAUUUUCAUUUUGUAUUUUUUAAUAUUUUGUGGUAAUUUAUUUAUUACGCUUCAUCACUGCACAGAGAACAAAAAUACAAGGAAAACAACACACAAAAAGCCGCGAAAAGAAAGGGAUGAACAAAUGUCAACAAGCACCUCUAUCUACACCAUCCCCCCCCCCCCUCGGGAACAAAAUUAACCUCACAUCAAACAGAGAAGAAAUGUGGAAAAUUGCACAUAUGUUUUUUUACACUAAAAAAAUAUAUAUACAAAAGAUAUAUAAACACGUUGCGUUUUUAAGAGAUGACGUAUAUUUAUGCCUAUAUUUAUAAACUUUUGGAAAAUCCAUGCUUUGUGGGUGGCGUUAUGCAGUGCUUCACUUGUGUAUAGUUAGUGUAGAGAGUUGUUGAUCUUCUCCGUAACAUGGAGGAAAGAACUACCCUUACGUUGCCUAAUGACAGUUUCACUGUUGAUUCAUGAAUAAAAACUAUCCAGUUGAAUUGUCAGUAAUUAAUAUCACUAAUAUAUAUAUAUAUAUAUAUCAUUAAUAUAUUAUUGAUUGAUUGAUUGAUAUUUAUAUCACAGACAUCUAUGUUACUUGUGGUAAUACACGCAUCACUUGAAUGGUGUGUAUCAAUUAUUAGUUUUAUAAUUGAUUGAUCAAUCGAUUGAUUGAGCUGUUGGUUAAAGAUUCAGCAUGUUUCAACAUAUAGAUUACUGAUUAAAGAUGGCUAUUUAGUUGAUUGAUUGAUUGAUUGAUUGAUUGAUAGAUUGAGUAGUUAGUUAAUGGCUCAUUGAUUAAUUAGAUAAUGGCUCAUUGAUUGAUUGAUUAGUUAAUGGCUCAUUGAUUGAUUGAUUGAUUGAUUGAUUAGUUAGUUAAUGGCUCAUUGAUUGAUUGAUUGAUUGAU